AUGGCAAACCAAGAAUUAGCAUGCGUCUAUGCAGCACUUAUUUUGCAAGAUGAUGAUGUUGCAAUCACUGGUGAUAAAAUUUCAACCAUCUUGAAGGCUGCACAUGUUGAUGUGGAACCAUUCUGGCCAGGAUUAUUUGCUAAGGCCUUGGAAGGAGUUGAUGUGAAGUCGUUGAUAACUAACAUUAGUUCAAGUGUUGGUAGUGGUGGUGGUGCUGCAGCAGGAGUAGCGGCACCUUCCGCAACAGCAGCAGCGGCAGCACCUGCAGCAGCUGCAGAAGAGAAAGAGGACAAGAAGAAGGAAGAGCCAAAAGAGGAAUCAGAUGAUGAUAUGGGUUUUGGUCUUUUCGACUAA
Messenger RNA from Brugia malayi, 354 nucleotides. RefSeq names its product 60S acidic ribosomal protein P1, putative (gene Bma-rla-1). Gene Ontology annotation, cellular component: ribosome; cytosolic large ribosomal subunit. Gene Ontology annotation, molecular function: structural constituent of ribosome; protein kinase activator activity; ribonucleoprotein complex binding. The transcript has 2 exons. NCBI's taxonomy places the organism in Eukaryota, Metazoa, Nematoda, Chromadorea, Rhabditida, Onchocercidae. The record is from RefSeq and is a predicted model, not a curated record. The coding region runs from base 1 to 354 and encodes 117 amino acids. Gene Ontology annotation, biological process: cytoplasmic translation; translational elongation.